AUGCACAAAGCCGCUUUACUCAUAUGUGUCUCCAUUGUAUAUAUUGCCACAACAGAGUCUCCUCCACUGUCUCCCCCGACUGUGCCCAAGAACGAACGUAGGAAUCUUGGCAAGAGCGACGAUGAUUUUAAAAAUAAAUCGAUAGUGAGCGAUGAGGAUCCUUAUAAUAGAUCAGAUGAGCCUCUGAAUGGAAUGGGUACCGGAGACAGCCACAAUCCACAGUUGGGGACUGGAGCUCACGGGCUCGCACCCAAGAGUACCGAACAUCCGCUGCCAGAGAUACGUGUAGAGACACCUCGAACAAGAUUGGGAGGGUCCAUACUUAGAGCUAUCGACACCGACUCAGACGACGACGAUGCUGAGCUGUGUUUCGAAGACCCCAUGCGCAUCUCCGCACUUAACGAGCCGCAGCUCCAGCAGUCCAUGUACUUCAGCACACAGUCAGUGGCAUGCUCAGAAACCACUCAACCCACCACUCAACUCAUACAAACUCACUCAGAAACCACUCAACUCAGACAAACACACUCGCAUGGCCAUGGAUGUUCAGGCGAAGGUGUCGGGGGGGGGAAGGUAGAGACAGAGACAAAGACAGAGACAGAUAAAGAGACGGAGACGGGGGGGAUGACAAGAGUUGGCGAGGAUGCAAAGGGAGAUGCACCUAUAGCUAUACAGGAGAACAUACGCCCACAGACUAGUAGACUCACAGAUACGCACACGGGUAAGGGUGGUUUUGGCGCGGGUACGCCGGAUGUAGCCGACGACAGGCCCAGCGAUACCCACACGGGUGAGACAAAGCGGAGGGAGGACACAGGGAAUGACGGGCAUGGCACGCAGGACAGGACAGGGGCACACACACACACACCAACCAACACUAGCUCUGUUAUGGCCACGGACACGCAAGGCCGUACAAGCAUAGGUGCAGGCGCAGGUACAAGUGCAGACACACGCUCAAGCAUCCACGGGACAGAACGUGAAGACACCCUGUCAAGGAAAGCCAAGCACGACAACGCGUAUAGCCACAGCAACACAUGGUUAGUGAUGGAGGAAGCACAUGACGCGCACUACACGGACACGCUCAGACACCCCCAGCGGGUGCGACCGUUGCUCACGUUUGGUACCGAACUUCGAGCGACGACGCAG
Messenger RNA from Sphaeroforma arctica JP610, 1140 nucleotides. RefSeq lists its product as hypothetical. The annotation marks the transcript as partial. NCBI's taxonomy places the organism in Eukaryota, Ichthyosporea, Ichthyophonida. The transcript is spliced from 2 exons. The record is from RefSeq and is a predicted model, not a curated record.